Tuber aestivum (summer truffle) is the source of this 3310-nucleotide messenger RNA. Lineage: Eukaryota; Fungi; Ascomycota; Pezizomycetes; Pezizales; Tuberaceae. The record is from the annotation of a GenBank genome assembly.
AUGAUACUCCAACCUAACAGCCCAUCGACAGGAGCAGCACCAAACACCAAACACCGAAAACCCCAAUACUCGAUUACCGGUACCGGUGUAAAUGCAUUGGAAACGUUAUCAUAACAGAACAUUCCUCAAACCCUAGUCUAAACAAGUACCACGAGCAGUAUCAUACUUGUCCGCGAAUAAAUAUGGCACAACACGCUUCCGGAUUACGAUAACUACUUCAACACUACUAAAUUAUUAUCAUUAUGCUCAUAAUUUUAUAUACCCGCGUCUCCCCGUUUUCUGGAAUACGCACGAAGGAGGAGUUCACUAGUACUAAGCCACAAGACACUUUUCCCUCCUCUUCUCCACCUCUCUGCCCUUUCAACCCCCCCCGCCUCUCUCUCUCGCUCUCUGUUCCCCUCGUUGCUCACCUGUCCCUGCCCUCCGCCUUGUUUUGUGUAAGUGUGGGUGUGUGUGGCCAUCGUAUUGUGGGUGUGUGUGCGUGUGUGCGUGUGGUGUGUCGUCCGUCCCUUUCCUCCUCUACCUUACUACCUAUUGCUUGCCCUCCUACAAAUCUCGCAAGUUGACACCGAGACCCUCCCUCUCCUGCCCCCCAGCUCGUCCCCAGAUUCAUUUCGGCUUUGCUCUCUCUCCCUCUCCCGACCCUUUCACUCUCAUCCCUCCCCUCUCUCCCUGCCAUUAUUUCUACUCAACAUCCCCUCUCCCUCCCUCCUCCUCCUGAUUCUCAAACCCCCGACUGCCAUCUAACUGCGCUGCAAAGUUUGUUUUCACCACCGAGCUCCGCAAAUUAAAAGCUCGCCAACCCACCCUCUUCGACACCCGACAACCUCAAGCUUCAGCCCCACCGAUAGCGUUGCCCUCCUUGAACAUUCCGCAUCACCAACCGCCCUCAUCUCUAAACUCUCGAAUUAACGCCUCCCAGUUCAAUGGCUCAGAAUACUAACGUUCAGAACGUUAUACGAAGGUGCGUCCUUAGUACGCUUGCUUUUUCCUUUUGCCCCCUCCAAUUUCGCUCUCCCUCACUCCACAUCUGCCCGCUUUCGCGUCAUUAUUCUCGCAUACCCACUGCGAAUUUUUCCCUCCGUCUUAGUAUUGUCAGUGUGAAGGAUCAGCAUCAUCAUGAUGUGUUAUUGCCAAAUUUAGGCAUGGAUUUUCCCUUUGCAAUCAGAUAAAUCACUAUUCGUUUCGGGCUGCGACCCAACACGCGGAGAUCCCCGUUCGCAUAGUGGAGUCUUUAUGACUGACCAAGAUCUUUCUCCGGUGUAGGAAGCUUGUUAUCAUUGGCGAUGGUGCGUGUGGAAAGACCAGUUUGUUAAGCGUGUUUACUCUGGGAUACUUCCCGACAGUAAGUUGAAAAAAUCUCCCGCUCCUCCAGCCCUACAGUGUUUACCGCAAAAUUUGCUAACAUGUGGUAUAGCAUUACGUGCGCCCACCUCACUUUUCAUAGAGCACUAAGGCCUUCAAUCAUACUUACAAUCUGUCCAGGUCCCCACCGUUUUCGAAAACUAUGUCACUGAUUGCCGAGUACGGAGUUCCCCUCAUUGAAAGCACCUUUACAGAGCCCAUAGCUAAUUCACCUGCAAACAGGUCGACGGAAAAUCUGUCCAGCUCGCUUUAUGGGACACCGCUGGCCAGGAGGACUACGAGGUUUGUCUUGAUCGGCGGUACUCACUUCCUACUACUCACACGACUGAAUAGAGACUGCGACCCUUAGCUUAUGCUAAAGCCCACGUUAUUUUGAUAGCUUAUGCCGUCGAUACCCCUGACUCGCUGGAGAACGUUGCCAACAAAGUACGUCAGACACUUUCAAAACAUAUACCGCCUACCCCAACUGACGGUGUAUGCAGUGGAUUGAGGAGGCACAUGACCGUUGCCCUGGUGUUCCCAUAAUAUUGGUCGGUCUCAAGAAGGAUCUACGUGAAGACCCGGUCGCCCGCGAAGAAAUGCGCAAGAAGUCCAUGCACUUUGUACAAACCGGAUACGCAGAAACAAUCGCGAAGCAGGUUGGAGCCAGGAAAUACCUGGAGUGCAGCAGUUUAACAGGCGAAGGAGUGGAUGAUGUGUUUGAAGCAGCAACUAGGGCGGCACUGUUGACGUUCGAGAAGGAGCGAGGGAACGGAUGCUGCUCCAUCUCAUGAGUUCAACUUCAUAACCCGGGAGAGCGGGUGAUAACUCGGUCCAUACGAGGCACGGGAAUUAAUACGGAUUGUUAUUAUUUUGACUUUUUUCAUCGGGCGUCAGAAAUAGGGAAGGAAUGGAUCAAAAAAUCCACCCCUUCCACCCUCCAUCGGAUAUCUGUGAUCACUUCACCUCACAAUUACAACCUCAACCACAUCCUUUAGGCCACCACUCCCUGGCAAACUUAAUGCGGAAUUGUUCGUGAAUUCUUCUCUCUUAUGGACUUGUUUUCCACGUCCUUUUAUCCCUCCGUUUCGGGUCUCCUCUCGCUAUUUUCCCUUCAGUCUUUUACGCUUUUUCCUUCUUUUGUCGCACAAUGAUUGGUUCCUUCAUUACGAGAACGAAACACGCACCAAUGUAAUCGCGGACAAUGUUCGUGGCGGCCCUUUUUCAUCGUUAAGGUUUCCCAGGUUUCGUUAAUUUUCUCUCUCGAGGCAGGGAUGGCGGGUUAGAUUGGAACGUUCUUCUAGCAUGCUUUGUAUUUGGGGGGGGGGGUUUUUUUUCUUCAAAAGUUUCGGCAGGGGUUGGGCUAGGGGGCUGGAUUGAGUUGAAAAAAAUGGAAAAUCAUUCACACAAGGACCCAAUAUGUUGGGCCUCCACAGUUUGAGGGGGGAAUUGGAAAUCCCUGUUCCUGGACCAAUAAUCCUUUAUGCCCCACCCUUCUCUCUUCUUUAGAGUGAGAGGGCCUUGUGCAUUUUUUUUUUCCCUAUAAUUCUUCACAUUUUCUCGUUUUAUUUCCGCUCAACGUUUUCCUUGGAGUAUCUGGCAGGGUGGGGGGCUUUCUUCGUAUCUUCAACCUUUGCUGCUAGCCAUGCAUUUGUUCCCCCGCUUUUAUUUCUGGGUGUUUUUCUUGAUUUUCUGUUGUUUUUUUAUCCACCUCUCGUAGUGAGUCCCUGUUCCUGGUUCGCUUCCCACUUGAAUCCGGGUUGCUCGAUUAUCAUAGCAAAACAAAAACAAUCAUAUAUCAUGGAAAUAAAAAACCGCCAUUCGUGCAAUGUUUUGCCCACGGGGUGUCCUUCCUAGCCACAACGAAGAUCCCCUUCCCCUUCCUCAAAAUAAAUAAAUAAACACCAAGAGCAAGAGCACCACGCCGCUCGAGCACAGCGCUGUACUCGGGUACAGCACUGAGCAA